CUUCCUCUGAUCAGCACGACCCCCAGUUCUGUUCUCAUGGAAAUCAGAGCCUGCCUCCCGGCCACACUUUUCUGCAGAGAUGCAAAGUUGAAGCGCAUUCCCAGCCGGGACAGCAGACCUUAACGAUGUCUUGGAGGAGCUGAUCGUUUCCUUUUUAUCCAUUUUUCUCGUGCGCGCUUGUCUUUCCUAUCUUUUUUUUUUUUUUCGCUCGCCGCUCUCGGACACAGCACACUCUUUUUAUUGUUUUUAUUUUCUCCUCUCCCCAACAUGCUGGGUUUGGCGCAGCGCGUGGUUUUCUGCGCGCUGCUCGGCUCCGUUUACGCGUCGUGCCCUCCGCGCUGCGAGUGCUCCGAGGCGGCUCACACCGUCAAGUGCGUGUCCAGAGACCUGCGGAGCGUCCCGACCGGGAUCCCCGGAUACACCCGGAAUCUGUUCAUCACGGGGAAUCAGAUCCGUCGAAUCGGUCCGGAGUGUUUUAAAGGGCUGGAUAAUGUGACGAACCUGUCUCUGAGCAACAACAGAAUUUCCGAGGUGGAGUCCCACGCCUUUGCCGGACUCCGCAGCCUCCGCUCCCUGGAUCUGAGCAACAACCAGCUGGCGGUGGUUCACCCCGAAGCCUUCACCGUGCAGAACCAGUCUCUGCGGGACCUCAACCUGAGCCGAGCCCUCUACAACCACUCGUCCGUGACGGACCUGGCCACGUCUCUGCGCUGGAGCUCCCUGGGGAUGCUGAGGGGACUGGACCUCUCCCACAACGGCCUCAUCUACUUACCCUCGCACAUCUUCUCCCACCUGGGCAGCCUGCAGCGGCUCCAGCUUUCCAACAACUCCCUGGUGGCCAUCCACAACUCCACCUUCUCGGGUCUGGACGCCCUGCGGGAGCUGGACCUGAGCCUCAACGCCCUGAAGACGGUGGCCGAGGAGGGCCUGGGGGAGCUGGACUCCCUGCCCAGAGCCCAGCUCCUGCUGGGGGAAAACCCCUUCACGUGCACGUGUGGAAUCGAACCUUUUGCUCUGUGGCUCAACAGAUCACAGGGACGCGUCAGUGACGCCAGGGGUCUGGUGUGCGCCUUCCCGGCCAGCAUGAGGAACACAUCCAUGCUGGCUGUGGGCACGCUGACGCUGGGAUGCCACCGGAGCGGCGCGGGGGCGGACCUUGCUCUGCAGACCUCUUACGUCUUCUUGGGCAUAGUCCUGGGCUUCGUCGGCCUGAUCUUCCUCUUUGUACUUUAUCUCAACCGCAAGGGCAUCAAGAAGCGCAUCAAUGACCUGCGCGACGCCUGCCGGGAGGUGUGGGAGGGCUACCACUACCGCUUCGAGAUCGACUCUGACCCCAGGUUGUCACAGGUCUGCACGAGCGCAGACGCGUGAGAUAGACUCUUUUCUAUAAAGCAUUCAUCAGACUACAUCUACACCACUACGUUUUGGUUUGAAAAAAAUGAGUUAUCUUUUGCCACGUUCAGGCCUCGCGGUGCAAACUACUUCGGUGUUUCCGAGCCCGUCAAACAGACAUUCGGAAACACUGCUGACACAAGCGAGUUGUCUAAUGACAACUCGCUUUGCUUUGUAAUCUGGAAGGGCACAAACGGAGACCUUUGGAAACGACGUUGCAUGUCGGCCAGUCUUAUGGGUUAGGUAGGCUUACAUUCAUUUCAGUAACAGUUCAGCCUCGUCGUCGGUCCAAGCUAAUAAACCCUAUUCUUACUUUCCACCAUUGUUGUUCUUUCUCCAA
Perca fluviatilis (European perch) is the source of this 1732-nucleotide messenger RNA. It is a transcript of the gene tpbg1b, whose product is annotated as trophoblast glycoprotein a. NCBI's taxonomy places the organism in Eukaryota, Metazoa, Chordata, Actinopteri, Perciformes, Percidae. Gene Ontology annotation, molecular function: protein binding. The record is from RefSeq and is a predicted model, not a curated record. The transcript is spliced from 2 exons. Gene Ontology annotation, cellular component: plasma membrane. Gene Ontology annotation, biological process: negative regulation of canonical Wnt signaling pathway. Bases 268 to 1371 code for a protein of 367 amino acids.